GAAAAACAAAUAGUAACAAACGAUGCGUACCUGACUAAUAGCCUCCUCUCUCACAGACUCACAGCAAGACAUAACAAAUUGGUAAAAGUUCCAACUUUGUUCACCGAUUCAGCCUCCUGCAUCAAAAUUCAAAACCCCCGAACUUGCAUUCCCUCUUUCUACGAUAACAAGCUCAAAACAUAGGCAGAGAGAGAAAGAGAGAAGCCAUGAGAAGAAGAGCCAGAGAGCUUCUUAACCUCUCUUUUUCUAUGCACCCAACAAUGAAGCCUUACUCUUUACCAAAAUCAUCAUCAUUAUCCACUUAUUUUCUUCAAAGGACUAGCACUUUCUCAACCUCUUCCUCCUCCUCCAUAACCCCUCCUAUUGAAGAAGCAAAGACCUCAUCAUCCAAGUCCCAAAGGGAUUCACUGAUUUUAGAACAGUUCAAACAAAGAAAACUCGAAGGGUCUUCAAAGGACUCGAAGGGUAAUCCCCAAGUGCAACUUCAGUCCCAUCACCAAGUUCUGAUUCUACUGCUGAGAAGGUUGUCCAAAAGGGUAUGCAGAAUAAGAGUGACUCCACCAUGGUGGUUGCAAGUUUUAAGGAGUUGGGUGUGAGUGAGGAGCUUGUUAAGGUCAUGGAGGGGAUUGGUGGUUUUGUUCCAAGUGAGAUUCAAUGUGUGGCUAUUCCAGCUAUUUUAGAAGGGAAGAGUUUGUUGUUGAGUUCACCAUCUGAACCUGACAGGACUUUGGCCUUCUUGUUGCCCUUUAUUCAGGAUGGAGAAUUGCAUAGUUUGAAUUUGAAGCAUCCACGAGCCAUUGUGCUUUGUGCUACAGAGGAGAAAGCUUUACAGUGCUUUAAUGCUGCAAGAUAUAUCAUCCAUAAUGCGGAGUUUAUCUCUGCAAAGGAUUGUGCUUCACCAGAUAAUGGGCAGUCAGAUCCCUCAAUUGGCCUCAUGAUUGGAACUCCUUGUGAGAUUCUUCAGUACAUUGAAGAGGGGAGUAUUGUUCCUGCUGAAAUACAAUACUUGGUUUUGGAUGAUACGGAUUGCAUGCUUGGUAGUGGCCUUGGUCCUAAAAUUUAUAAAAUUCUCAGACCGUUGCAAGAUCAUGAAUCAAAAUCCACUGUCAAAAGAUUGCAAACUAUCCUGGCAAUUUCAACAAUAGCUGAGGUUUUGGGUGAACAAUCCCCCCUUGUAAAGCAUCUUGAGCAUGAUCAUGCAGGAAAUAUUUCUGCAAUGUCUUUAGAGAUGGAGCAAACAGAAGUCUUUCAUUUCACAGAAUCUCUGGAUGCUCUUAGGAAAAAAGUGGCUGAGGCCAUGGAUUCCCUUUUGAAAUAACAGUGACAUCUUGGUCUACAAUUUCUCUGGCAUAUCACAAAAGAAGAAAAGUCAAAAUAGGUUAAAAUGUUCUUUCUGAUAAAUCUUAUGAAUCGUGUCUGUAUAGAUUGUUAUUAUGUUCUAACUUUGAAGUACCUAAUGACCGGGCUCUCUUUCUU
This is a messenger RNA of Abrus precatorius (Indian licorice), 1476 nucleotides long. RefSeq names its product DEAD-box ATP-dependent RNA helicase 39-like. Gene Ontology annotation, molecular function: RNA binding; ATP binding. Bases 539 to 1318 code for a protein of 259 amino acids. Lineage: Eukaryota; Viridiplantae; Streptophyta; Magnoliopsida; Fabales; Fabaceae. The transcript has 5 exons. The record is from RefSeq and is a predicted model, not a curated record.